Molecule: messenger RNA, 1299 nt
Organism: Suillus discolor
Lineage: Eukaryota; Fungi; Basidiomycota; Agaricomycetes; Boletales; Suillaceae
Exons: 13
Coding region: 121-1131 (336 amino acids)
Source: RefSeq, a predicted model, not a curated record
AGAUAAAUAGCACGGCUCUGUUGAUACUAUCAUAACACACUCCUUUAUUCUCCAACUUGACGGUCUCGGUGCCGUUAAUAACCGAUCAGAAGCUUCAAGCAGUUCUCAACCGCUAAUAAGAUGGUAGACUGGAAAUCGGGGGAAGUGAUCCAGAUGGAUUCCAUGAUCUUCCUGAAGUUUAUGCAUGCCCUGCUUGGUCUAUACUUAUGGGAAUUCUUUAUCUCUCUGGACUUCGAAUGGGCUGUCAUGACGGGUAAGACGAGGUUCCGUUGGCCACUGAUUUUCUACUUUGCCGGUCGGUAUCUUCUUCUUUUUGCACUCAUUGGAAUUGCUGUAGCCCUGGAUACACCAAGUGAAAUCAAUUGUCAAGCACUUUAUGCCUUUAAUCAGCUGGCUGGCAAUGCGGCAGUCGGACUCGCGAGCAUCAACCUUUCUGUCCGGACGAUCGCUAUUUGGUCUCAGAACACUUGGGUCGUUGUCCUCCUGAUGUUGAUUAUUAUCGGGCAUUGGUCCCUCAUUUUGCAAGGUAUCCUUCUAACUGCCGUCUGGCUUCCCGGCGUCGGUUGUGCAAUCGCUUACAGCGAUACCACUAUCCUUGCUGCCACUUUCAUUUAUUCAAUGUGUUUCGACUUUGUGGUCUUAUGCCUUUCGGCAUAUAAGCUCGCCUGGACUCAUACGCGGAGUGGCACGAGCAUCGCACCCUCCAGACUUGUCAGGAUGUUGUUCUCUGAUGGCUUGAUAUAUUUUUUAAUCGCGUUCGUGUCCAAUGUGAUCGCAACAACUAUGAUGGUGCUCAACUUGAACGCCAUCAUGAGUGUCAUUUUCAACGUCCCAGCUGCUAUCGCUUCAACAAUUGUGGCAUCUCGUGUUGUUAGGCGGCUGACCAACUUCCAGCGUUCAGGAGUGGAGAUGAUCAGCCGCCCUCUGGAAAACUGCGGUACCGCAUUCAAGAACACUGAUGCAGGACUUUCUAACCCGGUUAGCACACCAAGGACUACUGGCGUUCAUGUUGAGAUGGACACCUUUACACGUGCAGCGAAUUUUGACCUUGAGGGGUAUCGUAGUGUCCAUCGCACCGCAUCUUCAGCAGCAAGCUACAGUGAGGACCAUAAGCCAGUUCAGGUAGUUUGACGUAAAUCCCGCAUUGCCUGGAUGUCUUCGAUGACCAGUCUUGCGCGCGAGAUGCUUUUGCAUUUAUUUUCAUUUGGACUAUUCUCAGAAAUUCAAGUUGUUAAUUAUUUACCCCACAACGUACUUCAAAGGUACUGCUCGAUGGUUCCUUUCCAAUAACAAUGAGAC